UCAAUUUCUAUAUUUUUGUAAUAAUUUUCCUUGACAUUUUGCACUAAAACAAAAUUCUUGGUACUCAUAUAUAGUACAACGGAAUGCAACACUGCGCGUUCGGGGGGGUAAUGUCAAAAUUUGAAGUGAAGAAACUCAAAAGAAAACACAGAUAAAUUAAAGUACAUAAAUAAGUAUUUUCACUCACUGAUGCUGCUGUUUUGUACUUUCGGGGAGGAGUAACAAUAAGCGCCAAUAAUACCAAUAAUAAUAAUUAUAAGCCACAGGAACAGCAGGUGGAGUAAUAAAUAGCAAAAUAAUAUUUGUGUCCAGUCACCAAACAAGUUCAGGAAAUUGAAUGAGGUGUAAAAUAAAGUGGAAGAAAGAAACUGAUGAGAAGACAUUGCGACAGAUUGUCUGCUAAACGCGACCCUCGUCGCUUAUUUGGCAACAGCUUAGAACGUCUGAGUGCCUCAACAACUUGGAUUACUUUGUUACCACGGUUUCGCAAGUACCCCCCAAAUGAGUCAGCUCAGCUUAGUGAUCCCGUUGAACUAGCUUAAUAACCUGAGGGGAAAAAAAUAUAUCAAUGCACUUGUACUUUAAUAACCAUCAAAAAUCAGAUACUGCCCGUCGUUCAUUUUUACUGCCAAUGUUGCACAAAUAUAGUAUUAUAUUAUUAUAAAAUCAUUAAAUCAUCAAUUGGCCUGCACCUGCGUGUUUCACUACAUAAUCGGCUACGGUAGGCAGUCACAUUUUGACGACAAGCCUCAAGCAAUUAGUUUGCUUAAUUAAAAGAAAAUAAAAUAAAUAAAUUAAAUCACUAGCAUAGUACUGCGAUGGGAAAUUGUCUUCACUGCUUCCAGACAUCAUCAGAAAUAUCGGCUGCGCCGAAUAUUGCUUCCGCGCCCACUUAUCAAAAGCCACACAUUGAAGAAACAGAUGAAUUGCUCUCGCCCAGAAGUCCACUCAAGAAUGCAAACAAUUGUGAUACUAAUCGAAGUAGUUUUAAGAAAUCAUUGGUUCUAAUUAAUGGAGAUGCCGCCACAAUGAGUGAUAUAAUAACAACGGCCGUUAAAGAAUCACGUGAAGUGUCCGAUAAUACACUGAAUCAGCUAUUCGAAGAAUAUAAAGAUCCAGAUGAAGAUACGAUACUCACUGAAGGCAUUGAACGUCUCUGUCACGAUCUUAAAUAUCAGCCCGACGAGUUCGCCAUACUGGUGCUUGCCUGGUGUUUGGACGCAUCGCAAAUGUGUCGUUUUACCAAAACGGAAUUUAUUGAUGGAUUACACAAAAUGUGCGCAGAUUCUAUCGAAACUGUACGUAUAAGACUGGAGCAAACAAUUGAAAUGCUCAAAGUGGACACGGAAAUGUUCAAACAACUCUACCGCUUCACAUUCCGUUUUGGUCUAGAACCUGAUCAGCGGAUUCUCUCCUUGGACAUGGCCAUCAGUCUAUGGAAAUUGGUAUUCACGGUGCAUACGCCAGAACUGCUCGGUAACUGGGUACAUUUCCUCGAGCAGCACCCAAGCAUACGUGGCAUACCGAAAGACACAUGGAAUAUGUUUUUAAAUUUCUCCGAACAAUGUGAUAUCAACAAUUAUGACGAUACUGAGGCAUGGCCAAGCUUAUUUGAUGAUUUUGUCGAUUAUGAACGUUCCCGACUGACGCCACUUACUGGAGUUGCGGAAAGUGAGAGUGCAGCGGAGAGUAGUCAUGAUACAACAGGCGCCGCAAUUGUCGUAGCUACAGAAAACACACAAUUCGAGGAAUAUGUCGCAGCCGAUUAUGCUGACGAUGACAACAAUAAUGAUGAUUACAGUAAUCAAGCGCAUCCACAUGCAUUGCAUCCGCAUCCAUCGCAAGUAGGGAAAACAGACUCAACAGCAACAACGGGCAUACGCAGCGCCAACGAUGAUAUAUUAUAGUAUUAGUUAGAUACUUGUUCGUAGAACGACGAGUUAAAUGAUAUAACGCAAUGAUUUGAUACUUGUUUUAGUUUUAUAUUAUAUAUAUAUUUAGCUAAACGAAAGUCUUAAAAAAAAAAAAAAA
Messenger RNA from Ceratitis capitata (Mediterranean fruit fly), 2031 nucleotides. RefSeq names its product DCN1-like protein 3 (gene SCCRO3). Gene Ontology annotation, biological process: positive regulation of ubiquitin-protein transferase activity; protein neddylation. Gene Ontology annotation, cellular component: ubiquitin ligase complex. The transcript is spliced from 3 exons. The record is from RefSeq and is a predicted model, not a curated record. Lineage: Eukaryota; Metazoa; Arthropoda; Insecta; Diptera; Tephritidae. The coding region runs from base 819 to 1907 and encodes 362 amino acids. Gene Ontology annotation, molecular function: cullin family protein binding; ubiquitin conjugating enzyme binding; ubiquitin-like protein binding.